AUGCCGAACCGAAAGAACGUGCGUGACCUGAGCAAGCUUUCCGGCAAACCUCUCAAGGAAACUGUGGAGGAUUCUUCCAAAUUCCUGGAACUGGACUCAGAUGGUUGGCUCACAUCUCCCGAUCUCUGCGAGCAUGGACUCCCUUUUUCUGCCGAUGGGUUUUACGAGACGGCCGUCUUUCUGAUGGCCAAUCCAAACAUCACAUCGAGCCAUCUAUUCCGAGCAGAUAUUCUAUUCGACAGUUGCGGUAUUCUCAAAACGCCUCAACAGGAUGAAACCCUUGCUGGGGCAAUUCGUGCGCCUGGGCCGGAAAUUCCAGAGACUCAAGUAGCAGCCAAGGCUGCACCUAGAGUGAGAGAAUUCGAUCUGAUCAGGACCGUCAUUCGAAGAUUGAUUCCUCGAAACCAAAACCUGGACAAGCCGCUCGUACAGACCUGCCAUUUCUACAGGUCUAGGGCAUCACCCCCAGAAAGGAGAGAUGCACCGAAUGGAGAAUGCGAAAGCAAUGUUCAAGGAACACCACAUCAACGUGUGCUGACCGUGUAUCUCCCACAUAUUGAGUCUCAGGACGACAUUCCGUUUUACCACCCGCAGCUUCGAGGACUUGCCACUCUAUAUGACCUCCACGGCUCAUCAGAAGGGUCGGGGUCUGGUACUAUGUCGCUACAUUUCUUACCAUUUUCAUGCGAUAUCCCCCAAAGACUGGAGCGUACAUUACAUAUUCUUCUUAACUUCUACGUUCGGCUUACACGCGGUGGCCAGAGCACAUCCGGUAACGAGGAUACGAACAAACCGAGUUCCUUCAAGGACAAUCUGGUUCCUCGCCACCUGGUCCAGGACACUUAUGCACGACUCAAGACUUUGUAUGCUGCCGACCUUUGUGAAAACUGGGCUGAAAGCACCGAGCCAAGCAAGCACGUUUAUGAGGAUUUAGCUAUCACCGCAUUUCUAAUCGAGCUAUGGAGGAUGAUGUACGGAGUUGUUCCGGCCAAGGAAAAUCCCAAUCAACACAACAAUAUACCCACAUUCCCAGGGUUCGUCGAUAUGGCGUGCGGAAAUGGCGUGCUCGUCUACGUUCUUCUAAUGGAAGGUUACUCGGGCUGGGGUUUCGAUGCCCGCCGACGCAAAUCAUGGAGCAUUUAUCCCGAGUGGGUACAGAAACAGCUUGCGGAGAAGAUUUUCAUACCAAAGCCUUUUGCCGACGCUGUCGGCGUUGAUGAUAUUGGUGUGGAUAUAACCACAGGUGGUUUUCCACGCGAUACCUUCAUCAUAUCAAACCACGCCGAUGAACUCACUGUAUGGACACCGCUUAUAGCUGCUCUUGCUUCUCCCGAAUCGCCUCUGCCAUUUCUUGCCAUACCAUGUUGUUCUCACUCACUCUCUGGAUCUCGGUAUCGCUACCCUCUCCCAAAAGGCAGCAAGCAAAAAGGAACCAAAAAUGCUACGCACAACAAGGAUGAGCAACCAGAACAAAACCCACAGGCCGCGUCGGGUGAUCUCAAAGCAUUGCGAGCAGCCAAACAAGAAGAGAAGACCGAGCACAGUAUGUGGACAUCCAUGUAUGGCCUACUCACGGCCAAAACCAUAGCGGUCGCCGAGGAGGCCGGGUACCAAGUUGAGAAGACUAUGCUACGCAUCCCAAGUACAAGGAAUAUGGGGGUGGUAGGAGGUCGGCAAUUAAUGGCCCAGCAGUGGAGACAGCUAGGAGCCAGUAGUGUACCCACGCCGGCUGAGAGCCGAGCUGCAGAGGCUACGCAGGUCGUUCAGAAGGUUAUGCAUGUUGUCGAGCGAGAAUGUGCAAGGGAAGGGGGUAUCCACCUUGCUGCGCGGAUCUGGAUCGAGCGGACUCGAGGCCUCCAGAAAGAUCACGGGAAAGGAACCAGUCACAUAGAUGAUUCGCAGAUACCCCAAUAG
Molecule: messenger RNA, 1914 nt
Organism: Penicillium canariense
Lineage: Eukaryota; Fungi; Ascomycota; Eurotiomycetes; Eurotiales; Aspergillaceae
Gene: trm44
Product: tRNA (uracil) methyltransferase
Exons: 1
Coding region: 1-1914 (637 amino acids)
Biological process (GO): tRNA methylation
Molecular function (GO): tRNA (uridine) methyltransferase activity
Source: RefSeq, a predicted model, not a curated record